Molecule: messenger RNA, 270 nt
Organism: Suillus plorans
Lineage: Eukaryota; Fungi; Basidiomycota; Agaricomycetes; Boletales; Suillaceae
Product: copper chaperone taha
Exons: 4
Coding region: 1-270 (89 amino acids)
Biological process (GO): copper ion transport
Cellular component (GO): cytosol
Molecular function (GO): metal ion binding; copper chaperone activity
Source: RefSeq, a predicted model, not a curated record
AUGGCAAGCGAAGUUGCUGAGCACAAGUAUCAACUUAAUGUCAAGAUGACUUGCGGGGGUUGUUCUGGAGCUGUUACUCGUGUACUGACCAAGGCGCAGCAGGAAGGAUCAGUUUCGAGUUUUGAUGUCGACUUGGGGACCCAGCUUGUGAACGUCACAGGUCCUAUCGAAGAAGCCGUUCUGGUAGAGAAGAUUCGGAGGACGGGUAAGGAGAUUAUCUCGGUUACGUCUCUGGAUGACUCGUCGGUGGCCGAAGCGGCAGCGGUUUGA